Hyaena hyaena (striped hyena) is the source of this 381-nucleotide messenger RNA. Its product is annotated as signal recognition particle 14 kDa protein-like. Gene Ontology annotation, molecular function: 7S RNA binding; endoplasmic reticulum signal sequence receptor activity. Bases 22 to 354 code for a protein of 110 amino acids. Gene Ontology annotation, biological process: SRP-dependent cotranslational protein targeting to membrane. The record is from RefSeq and is a predicted model, not a curated record. Gene Ontology annotation, cellular component: signal recognition particle, endoplasmic reticulum targeting. The transcript has a single exon. NCBI's taxonomy places the organism in Eukaryota, Metazoa, Chordata, Mammalia, Carnivora, Hyaenidae.
CGGGGGGCUAGCGGCGCCGGAAUGGUGCUUCUGGAUUGCAAACAGUUCCUGACAGAGCUGACCAGACUCUUCCAGAAGUGCCGGUUGUCGGGCAGCAUGUUCAUCACCUUGAAGAAGUACGAUGGUCGAACGAAACCCAUUCCGAGGAAGGGUUUUGUGGAGGGCUUUGAGCCCUCUGACAACAAGUGUCUGUUAAGAGCUAUUGAUGGGAAAAAGAAGACCAGCACUGUGGUGAGCUCCAAAGAAGUGAACACGUUUCACACGGCUGACUCAAACCUAUCGAGAGCUAACGUGGAUGGGCUGAAGAAGAGGGACAAAAAGAGCAAGAGUAAGAAGAGCAAAGCAGCGCAGUGAAGGGCACCAGGUUUCUUGCUGUCAUCA